This is a messenger RNA of Trichophyton benhamiae CBS 112371, 498 nucleotides long. RefSeq lists its product as uncharacterized. The coding region runs from base 1 to 498 and encodes 165 amino acids. The record is from RefSeq and is a predicted model, not a curated record. The transcript has a single exon. NCBI's taxonomy places the organism in Eukaryota, Fungi, Ascomycota, Eurotiomycetes, Onygenales, Arthrodermataceae.
AUGCGAUAUCCACCGUUCUUCCGCCCCCCAAAAACCAGAGGUGGCCGUGCUACCCGUCCUGCAGCCCCAGCUGCUGUGGUCCCCUCCAAUACUCCUGCUGCUGCUGGCACUCCUUCCAAUGCUCCUGUUCCUGCUGAUACCUCUGCUUCCACUGCUGCGUUGACCAACGCGAUGCAAGCCCUGGUUGACCAGCUUCAGAACAUCAACCCCCCAUCAACCUUUAUUACGUCUGAGAACAAGGCUUUUGUUGAGCGAAUGGUGGACAUUGCUUCCCUGGAGGAUGAAAACCUUGAGGCCAAGGACAUUGAUCUAAAGACGGGUGACGACAUGAUCAAGGUACAGCUUCUCCUCCAGGCCCUGGACGCCCGGUCUACUGAAAGCAUUGAUUCGAGAGCUUUUCGCAUCUCCCAACAAAUAUCUUCUUAUCCCUUUCCAUUAACCUGUAAAAUGGCCACAGUGCUGCCGUUAGCCUCUAAACGAUACCACCCAUUCCGAUGA